Penaeus indicus is the source of this 705-nucleotide messenger RNA. RefSeq names its product lipoprotein B-like. The transcript has 2 exons. NCBI's taxonomy places the organism in Eukaryota, Metazoa, Arthropoda, Malacostraca, Decapoda, Penaeidae. The coding region runs from base 1 to 705 and encodes 234 amino acids. The record is from RefSeq and is a predicted model, not a curated record.
AUGAAUGCCACAGAAAGGAAAUUCAAGCAGACUCGGAUUGAAAAGGAAGGAGCAUCAAAAGAAAGAGAUAGCAAGGUCUCAGGUAGCAGCGAGAUGCAAAAGCAAAUCAAAACUGGCCAGACAAAAAAUAACGACACCGGGGAUAACGAGCUAAGUAAGCAAACCGCUCCUGGGAACAGUGGGCCAGAUAAUCAAGCGAGUCGCCAAAAUCAGAUGCAGAAUACCACGAACACCGGGCCAAAUAACCAGAUGUGUGUGUGUGCCUCUCUCAGAAAUCUGAUGCCUAAUAUGUGGAACAUUUUUGGACCAAAUAACCAAAUGUUUUUCAACAAUCUGAUGCAGAAUAUGUUGAACAUUGGGCCAAAUAAUCAAAUGUUUCCAAGAAAUCCAAUACAGAAUGUCAGGAACAUUGGGCCAAAUAACCAAAUGGUUUUCAACAAUCUGAUGCAGAAUAUGUUGAACAUUGGGCCAAAUAAUAACAUGUUUCCCAGAAAUCCAACGCAGAAUAUCAGGAAUACUGUUCCAAAUAAUCAGACGUUUCCCAGAAAUCCAAUACGGAAACCCUUCAACAAUAGACCAGAUAGUUGGAACGAUGAAGAGAAAAGGAAACCAAGAGAAAAAAAGGUUAUCCUUUCAGAAGAUGUUAAAGAAGGUUUCAAAGGAUUCAAAGGUUCAAAUCUGUUGAAGCAUAAAGGUGUUGCAUGA